UGAUCCAAUUCUGUUACAGAGCGAUCACAUGUUAAUUUUUGUUGAUAUAUAUAAGUAUGUAAAUUUUAAAAUAUAUAAAAAAUUGUUUAUUAAUAUGAGUAUAAUAAACGGUAGUACAAAUAUUUUUCCAAUUAAAAAUUAGCAAAAAAAAAAAAAAUACUUUGUGUUUCUUUUUUGUUUUUGCCUGACAAUCUAACCUCAAAAAAAAAAGAAAUUUACGCAAGAUUCGCACAUGUAAAUAUUUUAGUGACGUUAAAAAUAUAGUAAUUGCCUUUGUUAAAUACUAAUAUUUACUGAAUUAGUAACAAUGGGAAAACCACAUCAAGGAAAAGAUUCUAAAGGUAAAAAGAAAUUAUCUUGGUCAUAUCGAAAUAAAAAAAAACGAUUGGGAAAAUCAACAAAAACAGAAAGUGAAAAUAUUCAAGUGCAGAAUAAAAAAGGAAGAAUCGUUAUUCGUAAUCUUUCAUUCAAGAUAACAGAAGCCGAUGUUAGACGUCUUUAUGAACCCUUUGGCGAAAUUGAAGAAAUCAAUUUACUUCGACGUCCAGAUGGAAAACCAGUGGGUUGUGGUUUUGUUCAAUUUAAAAAAGUAACAGACGCAUCGAAAGCUAUUUUUCAAACCAAUAAACAAGAAUUUUUAGGACGACCAAUAAGCAGUGAUUGGGCAAUAUCAAAGGAAAAAUAUUACGAAAAAGUGAAAAAUGAGGAAGAAUCUGAUAAAAAAUUAGAAAAUAAUGAGAAAAUAAAUGAGGAUCAAGAAGAUGAAGAGAAAAAUAAAAAUGAAGUAGACGAGGAAACGGUGAAAUCAAAAAAACGUAAGAAAAAAGAAAAUCUCUCAAAAGCAGAAGAUAGAAAAUUACACAAAGUUCAAAAACAAAAGAAACGAGCGCGAAUUGUCGUUCGAAAUUUGUCAUUUAAGGCCACAGAGGAGAAUAUAAAAAAUCUUUUCUCAAAAUACGGUAACGUUGAGGAUGUUCAAAUUUUGAAAAAAUCCAAUGGAACACCAGUUGGCUGUGCAUUUGUACAAUUUGAACGCGUACAAAGUGCAGCGCAAGCCAUUCAUUAUUUAAAUUUAAAACCACUUCUCGAUAGGGAAGUUGUCGUUGAUUGGGCAGUACCCAAGAGUAAAUUUAAUACACCAAAGGAAGUGAAGCAUGAGGAAAUUGACAUCACCGACGAUAAGGAAACUGAGACGGAAAUUGGAAAUGACGUUUCUGUUAUUGAAAUAAAAGAAGAAAUAGAAUCUGAUGAUGAGGAAAAAAUGAUAAAAAGUGAAGAUGAAGAUGAAUCUUCAGUGAAGAGUGAAAAAAGUGAUGAUGAAGAUGCAGAGGAAGAAGAAGAAGAGGAAGAUGAGGAGGAGGAGGAUGAAGAUGACGAUGAUGAUGAUGAGGAAAAAGAUGAGAAAAAAUUUAAAAUCGAAGAAGAAGAAAAUGAUGAUUCGAGACCACGUAGAGUUUCUAAUGAUGUCAGUGAGGGAAAAACGGUUUUUUUGAAAAAUGUCCCAUUUCAAGCAAAAAAUGAGGAUUUAAAAUAUUGCAUGGAACAAUUUGGACCCGUUUUUUAUGCUUUAGUUUGCGUUGAUCCAUUAACGGAACAUUCGAAAGGAACAGCUUUUGUCAAAUUCCAGAAUGUUGAAGACGCUGAAAAAUGUUUAACAGCUGGAACAGAAUUGAAGAUUUUUGAUCAAAUUUUAGAUCCACAUCGUGCGCUUCAUAAAAAUGAAGUGGCUGAAAGAAAGAAUUCAAAAUCAGAAAAAGUCAAGGACUCGAGAAAUUUGUAUCUAGUCAAAGAAGGAGUAAUUCUUGCUCGUCAUCCGGCGGCAGUCGGUGUAUCGGCUCAAGAUAUUGAGAAACGUUUACAACUUGAACGAUGGAAAUCGCAAAUUUUACGCAAUUUAAAUAUGUUUGUAUCGAGAAUUCGUCUUGUUGUACAAAAUUUACCGCCAACAAUGAAUGAUUCACAAUUAAGGGAAAUUUUCAAAAAACACUCUGGACCAAAUGCAGUCAUAACUGAAGCGCGAGUCAUGAGAAAUUUAAGAAAACCAGAUGCAAAUGGAAUUGGAGAAUCAAAAGAAUAUGGUUUUGUCUCAUUCACUCAACAUGAAAAUGCUUUGAAAGCUUUAAGAAGCAUUAAUAAUAAUCCAAAUAUUUUUUCAAAGCACAAGAGGCCAAUUGUUGCUUUUUCGAUAGAAAAUCGUAUAAUUGUUAAUGCAAAACAGAAACGAUUCAAUAAAAGUCGUGAAAAUAAUCCUCUUUGGACGGGAAAUAAAGAAAAACCCGAAGGACCACCGAGAAAGCGUACAAAAAUUGAAAAAGAACAAAAGUUCAAAAAUACGACUGAUUCUUAUCAGGGAAUUAUGAGUCAACCAACGAAAGUUAAAGGAAAGCCAACAUUUAAAGUUGAAAAACAAGCAGAAUUAUAUAAGGAUCUAAUAAAAAAUAAAAAGAAACAAUCGAAAAUGACAAAGUUUUUGAAGCAGAAAAAACAAAAUGAAGCUCAAUCAAGAAAAGAAAUUAAGCCAAAACAAGGAAAGAAAAAAGUAAAUUCAGAUGAGAAAAAUUUUGCUAAACUUGUCAAUAGCUAUAAGGAAAAACUCGUGAACUCAUUGCAAGUAAAAUCAAAGUGGUAUGACAAUUAAUUAAGAAAAAAAAAAUUAAUAAAUGAGAAAAGAAAAAAAAAUUAUUCAAUUGUUUUAAUUAGAAUUUUUUUGAUUCAUAUUACAAUAUUAAAUUUUUAAGCUAUACAAAAUUUUACAUUAUUUAUGUAAAUAUUUAAUUGUAAAUAUAUAUUUUUCUUUUUUUCCAAA
Molecule: messenger RNA, 2806 nt
Organism: Leptopilina boulardi
Lineage: Eukaryota; Metazoa; Arthropoda; Insecta; Hymenoptera; Figitidae
Product: RNA-binding protein 28-like
Exons: 11
Coding region: 308-2638 (776 amino acids)
Molecular function (GO): RNA binding
Source: RefSeq, a predicted model, not a curated record